AUGGAAUGGAACGGAACACUGGUGCUCAGUCUUGGUGGCUAUGUAGAAGUGGACAAGUACAGAUAUGUUUACUUUCUGUUUUUCAUGGUGCUGUAUGUUCUUAUUCUCUCCUCAAAUUGCAUCAUAAUUUGUGUUAUUUGGAUUCACAGGAACCUUCAUGAGCCCAUGUAUAUUUUCAUUGCCGCUUUGUCGCUCAACUCGCUUGUGUUCAGCACUGUUAUCUACCCCAAACUGAUUGUGGACGUCUUGUCUCAGAAGCAGAGAGUUUCUUAUUCUGUUUGUUUGGUCCAGAUUUUUCUCUUCUACAGUUUAGCUGGUUCUGACUUAAUGUUGUUGUCAGCCAUGGCUUACGACAGGUAUGUGUCCAUCUGCAGGCCACUGCAAUAUGCAACCACCAUGGGCAAGACCGCCGUCAGUGUUUACCUGGCUUUGGCCUGGUUUUUUCCAGCCUGUCAGAUGUUGGUGACAACUAUCAUCCAGUCCAAACAAAAAGUCUGUAGCUUUACUUUGGGGGGAUUUUAUUGCAAUGUUUCAAUGAUUAAGAUUCACUGUACUACCCCAAAGUCUCUGACUGUGUGGACUUUGAUUAGUCUAAUAAAUAUAGGGGUCAUCCCUGUGCUCUUCAUCGUCCUCACGUACAUAAAGAUAUUCAUAGUCGCCUAUCGUAGCCACAGAGAGGCCUGGAGAAAAGCAGUAGAUACGUGCUUACCGCAUUUGAUUGUUUUAUUCACCUUCACCUGUUUGGUUUUCUUUGACGUCAUCACAGAACUACUGGAGUCGCUGCUUCCAAAAAGCCUGCGACUGAUUAUGAGUCUACAAAUAGUGGUGUUCAAUCCCCUGUUCAAUCCAAUCAUGUAUGGCUUAAAGAUGAAAGAAAUCUGGAAACACAUCAAGAGAUUGUUGCUAUUGUGUUGCAAACAUGAAAUUAUCAAAAAUCAGGUGGACUGA
Molecule: messenger RNA, 948 nt
Organism: Syngnathoides biaculeatus (alligator pipefish)
Lineage: Eukaryota; Metazoa; Chordata; Actinopteri; Syngnathiformes; Syngnathidae
Product: olfactory receptor 11A1-like
Exons: 1
Coding region: 1-948 (315 amino acids)
Biological process (GO): G protein-coupled receptor signaling pathway
Cellular component (GO): membrane
Molecular function (GO): G protein-coupled receptor activity; olfactory receptor activity
Source: RefSeq, a predicted model, not a curated record